Molecule: messenger RNA, 999 nt
Organism: Puccinia triticina
Lineage: Eukaryota; Fungi; Basidiomycota; Pucciniomycetes; Pucciniales; Pucciniaceae
Exons: 8
Coding region: 1-999 (332 amino acids)
Biological process (GO): fructose metabolic process; gluconeogenesis; sucrose biosynthetic process
Cellular component (GO): cytosol; cytoplasm
Molecular function (GO): fructose 1,6-bisphosphate 1-phosphatase activity
Source: RefSeq, a predicted model, not a curated record
AUGUCGGACGAAAUGAGCACGGAGAUCAUCACACUCACCCGUCAUGUGCUAACUUCUCAAGCCAGAACUCCCCAGGCCAGUGGUGACCUGACCAUCUUACUCACCGCAAUCCAAACAACCUGCAAGUUCAUUGCAACCAACGUCCGUCGGGCCCGGCUUCUUAACCUGAUCGGCGCUGCUGGGAUGACAAAUGUCCAAGGGGAAGAACAGAAAAAAUUAGACGUGCUCUCCAAUGACAUCAUGAUCAAUUCCCUCAGGGCGUGCGGAAAAGUUGCGUUAAUGGUUUCAGAGGAAAACGAUGAGCUAAUAAUGGUAGAGGAUCCUAGACAAAAGGGGAAAUAUUGCGUCGUUUUUGAUCCUCUUGACGGAAGUUCCAAUAUCGAUGCAGGUGUGAACAUCGGAACGAUCUUUGGGAUCUAUCGCGUGCCGGAGGGGGAGGAGGCGAGCAUUAAGCAUGUCCUCAAACCUGGCAAAGAGAUGGUUGCCGCUGGAUAUUGCAUGUACGGAUCGAGUGCCAAUCUGGUGAUUUCGACCGGCCAAGGCGUCAAUGGAUACACCCUUGACAAUGGUAUUGGCGAAUUCAUCUUGACUCAUCCGGAUAUCAAGGUGCCCAAGCGAGGAAAGAUCUAUUCAUUCAACGAGGGUAACACGAUGUUCUUCCACGAAUCGGUCGUCAAAUACUUGGAAAGUAUCAAGUUCCCCGCCAAUGGGAAACCCUAUUCAGCCAGAUACAUCGGCAGCAUGGUUGCUGAUGUCCAUCGAACCCUCUUGUACGGUGGAAUCUUUGGUUAUCCGGCUGACAAAAAAUCAACAAGUGGGAAAUUAAGGAUCCUCUACGAAGGUUUCCCCAUGGCAUUUUUAACUGAACAGGCUGGCGGCACCGCAACCACGGGCACCGAGCGAGUCCUCGACGUCAUCCCCACCGACAUCCAUCAAAGGAUCCCGAUCUUUUUGGGAAGCACAGAUGACGUCGAGGAUUGUAAAUCAUUUUUCAAGUAA